AUGCUUGGGAGUGUUUCAAAGAAAACUUUGAUUUUUCUUCUUCAUCCUCUAUCCCCAAUUUACAGUUUGAACAAUGGAUACAACCUCACUUCUAAUCUAUUCACCAUUAUCAUGCUCAUUAUCCCCUUCUAAACCUAAAUUCACUCUCAAUUCCUCAUCCUUCACCUGUUAUCCAUUCGGAAAAUGCUUGCGGUGGAACUUUCUCCCGCCAACAACCACCGUCAUUCUGCGUCACCUCAAGCGUCACUCUUCUGCACAUCGGCGCUUGCUGUUGGUGAAAUACUGGAGAAAUCUAGCUUAGAGGACUCGGUUUCGUGUGUUUCUAAAGACCAGAUUCCCAAAAUUGAUAAGAGUGGGAGGUUUUGUAACCCUAGAGCCGCCAGAGAGCUUGCACUAAACCCAUCUAGAGAGAAAGAGAAAGAGAGAGGAGUGAUGGGAGGUGGCGGUGUGAUGACGGUGGUGAAAGGUUGUGGUGGUGAAAGGGGGUUGUGGCUGUCGCGGUGGCGGUGAUGGUGACGGUUGCUACGGCGACAAUUGUAAUUCACAAUUUUUCUGUGGAUUACACUCGCCGGGCAUGUUCUCUCUCUUCACGGUAUCAUCUCCGAUCUACCAUUAAAACACCUUUUACUUCAUCUCAGAUUUCAAUUCUCAAUCAUAAGUCAUAGGUUUUAGGUAUUAACUAUCAAAUUCUCCUUUAUUCAACUCCAAUUUCACCAUAUCUGAUCAAUUGCAUCAACUCACGACUUCUGUAUGACGUGAAUGAUACACUACGCAGGUUAGGUUUCCGGCGACAGAGUUGACCGGCGAUCUCUCACAAGGUCUAUUUUUUGGUUGUGUGAUUAGUAGAUUUUAGUGAUUGAUGAGUUUAUAUUAAAUGGAGAUUUUCGAAUAGGGCCCAAAAUUUUAUCUCGCACAUUAUAAUGUUCGUUGUGUGAUGUAGCCAAUGUUAUAAAGUUUUUCAUGAAAAGUUUAUUGUUUUCCGAAAAAAAGAAGUUUCUUUAUGCUAAUCAAAGAAUACAUUAGCAAACCUUGAACCAACACGGCUGCACGGGAGGUGUUUGAUGAAAUGUUUGAUGAGGUGCAUAUUCUGAUUCCUGUACUUUUAAGUUUUUCGUCACCACUUGGUCUAAAACUGAUGAAUUUUCCAAGGUGGUUAAUGGUUAAGUGCAUUGUUAGACAAGGAAGUCACACUAAUGAAAAGGAAGAGCUCACACGCGCAGUUGACGUUUGGAACUUUGGACUGAUAAUGACCAAGUAAUCGUUAGCUAUGCGUGUGAGGGUUGUGAAAACUUACAGCAACACUACAUAUGACAAAAAAAUUUGUAGAUCUGUCAGAGUAGCUGUAAUCUUGUGAUGUUUACCAAAUUGGAAUAUUACUCAUUAACGGUUUUGACAUUUGUUUUUGCAACAGAAUUUUACUCAUUAUAGGUGAUUUUAUCAAGCUUAAUUGUACUUUAUGGUUCAGAACUUUCCUCUUUCCUCUAUUACGUGGCCCCGAGGUCCUUAAGAAAUUUUAUAGCCAACAAUGUCAUAUUUGAAGUGCUAGUGUCAUAAGAUGUAUUUUGCUAUGUGGGUUCCCACCAUUCUCGGUAUAAUUAUCUGCUUUGUGUUUUUAUAGUUUUUUCCUUAUGAUGAUACGAUCUUAAGGUUUCAUUUACUUAAUCAUUUUUGACUUGUGAAACGGAACAAGGAAUAUUUGAGCAGGUUUUGAAAGGUAAUAUGAACUUAUUCGUGAGUGUUUUUUUUCAUACAUUUUGUUUUUUUAGGUCCGAUUGAAUUACCAUUUCAAAAAACAACCUUGGUUGAUGAAAUGACCUGUUAUAUCAUUUUUGCGUACCUCUUUUUUAAGGAAAUGUUUCAAACGACUACGAAAAUUUAUAAUUUCCCUAAAUAACUUGAUUUCAUCAUUACAGGUGUGUCUAUUUUGUAUUUGCCUGCCUUCUUUCUACUCUAUUUCACUUAUGUCUAUGUGUAGGUGUUCGGAGCUGAUAUACAUCCAGGUGCAAGAGGCUAUGAUGAGUUAAGUCGCGAUCGGCUCUUGGCGUGGCAGGAUCGGAGGACGGAAAGUGCGAGUUUCUCUAUUUGCAACCUCUGAUGCAGCCAUGGUGGUCUAAUAGACAGAUCUGAACCACGCUAUAUUAGUCAGCGAAUCUGAGCCAAACAAGUUGGUCCGUUUAUGCUAACAUAUCAUUAUGUUACCUCCUUUUGUAAAUGCAAUUUGUAUCUAUUCAUAUUGAUACAACUCUUUGACUCGAUGUUUUCUCUUUUGUUACUUUGGCGAGUGUCGAUGCCGUAACGAAUCGAACGAAUACCGGACAAUCUUUUAGUUUCUAUGAUAUGUGAAUGUCAACCCGGCGGCAACGCGGUGGGUGUUGCA
This is a messenger RNA of Helianthus annuus (common sunflower), 2377 nucleotides long. RefSeq lists its product as uncharacterized. The transcript is spliced from 2 exons. Lineage: Eukaryota; Viridiplantae; Streptophyta; Magnoliopsida; Asterales; Asteraceae. Bases 184 to 510 code for a protein of 108 amino acids. The record is from RefSeq and is a predicted model, not a curated record.